Charadrius vociferus (killdeer) is the source of this 455-nucleotide messenger RNA. Its product is annotated as autoimmune regulator-like. The transcript is spliced from 6 exons. The annotation marks the transcript as partial. Gene Ontology annotation, biological process: regulation of thymocyte migration; central tolerance induction to self antigen; peripheral T cell tolerance induction. The record is from RefSeq and is a predicted model, not a curated record. NCBI's taxonomy places the organism in Eukaryota, Metazoa, Chordata, Aves, Charadriiformes, Charadriidae.
AUGCUGGAGGCUGGAGCAGCCGAAGGGGAGCAAUGGAAAAGAGAGGGCACCCCGACACCCAAGCGUGGCCAAGCCCCUGUGCGCCCCAGCCCUGGGCCCACGGCGCCGGCCCCGCACAGACCCCAAGGCAAGAGGAAAGCCCCUGAGGAACGGGAGGGGACCCGGGCGGCGCAGCCCUCCCCGCGACACGCCACCAGCCCCGGGCCCCUGGUGAAGGAGAACGAGGAUGAGUGUGCGGUGUGCGGUGAUGGCGGUGAGCUUAUCUGCUGCGAUGGAUGCCCCAGGGCCUUCCACCUCGCCUGCCUGGUGCCCCCACUGCCCCGUGUCCCCAGCGGGACGUGGCGGUGCGGCUCCUGCGUAGCAAGUACGGCUGAGCCAGAUGGGCUGCGGGAGGUGGACGUGGCUGUGGAGAAACCCCCUGAGAUCCUGGGGGGGGAAGAGGCGGGUGGCCCUCG